Dioscorea cayenensis subsp. rotundata (Guinea yam) is the source of this 2010-nucleotide messenger RNA. RefSeq names its product cytochrome P450 714A1-like. NCBI's taxonomy places the organism in Eukaryota, Viridiplantae, Streptophyta, Magnoliopsida, Dioscoreales, Dioscoreaceae. The transcript is spliced from 4 exons. Gene Ontology annotation, molecular function: monooxygenase activity; heme binding; oxidoreductase activity, acting on paired donors, with incorporation or reduction of molecular oxygen. The record is from RefSeq and is a predicted model, not a curated record. Bases 1074 to 1790 code for a protein of 238 amino acids.
UCACCAUUCUGUUGUCCUGAAGUUAAUGAGUUAAUUUUCAUGAAGGUGAGUUGCUGAUAUUUUUCUGAACCACACUAGUAAGCUCUCUCUGAUUUUAGUUUCACUAUUCAAUCAAUAUGUUGCUGUCCAACCCAUUGCAAAUCACUUUGGAAGAAGAGGACUGGUUGUGGGAUGGGAAAAACAUGCUGUCUUUCCUGAUUGCUCUUGCAAUUUGUUGCUUGGUUUUCUAUGUUUACCAUACUCUGUGGCUACAGCCAGAAAAAAUACGAAAAAGGUUAUUGAUGCAAGGAAUUAAUGGACCUAAACCUUCUUUCUUUUAUGGCAAUUUGUUGGAGAUGAAGAGGAUUGAUUCAAGAAACAAGGUCAAGAAUGAAGACAGGUGUAUCUCUCAUGAAUUCAAGCUUUAUCCUUCUUUCAAUUUAUGGAGAAAUGAGUAUGGCCCAACAUUCAUGUUCUUGAAAGGCAACAGAAUUACAGUGUAUGUUUCUGCACCUGAAAUACUGAAGGAGAUCACACUGUGCACAUCUCUGGCAUUUGGGAGAAGCACGGCUUGGAUUAAACAAAGAACCUCUCUUCUCGGUGAUAGCGUCGCAACCUUAAAUGGGCAAGCAUGGGCUCAUCAUCGAAAGAUUAUUGCUCCUGAGUUCUUCAUGGAAAAAGUUAAGGUAAAGUUGCUAGCUAGACCAUUGCAAACUAUACAAAAUCAUGCAAUACUUGGAGUUAAUCCUAUCCAACUAGACAAAUGAAUAGGGAAUGAUGGAUUUGAUGGUAGACUCAACUCUCUCAUUAUUGAGAUCAUGGGAAGUAAGAGUUGAGACUGCAGGAGGAUUUGCAGAUAUGAAGGUUGAUGAAGAUUUGAGAAACUUGACUGCAGAUGUGAUAUCCAGAGCUUGUUUUGGGAGCAGUUAUCUCAAAGGGAAAGAUCUAUUCUCAAAGAUUAAGGCACUUCAAACAGCUCUAGCCAUGCAGGCUACCUGGAUUAAUCUUCCUGGUUUCAGUCAUCUUUCAGAUAUAUUCCAAAUAAGAACAACAGAGAAGUGUGGAGGAUGGACAGGGAGUUUUGACACUCAAUAAUGAAGGUGAUCAAUGAGCGGAAAGUAGCUGGGAACAUAGAAAACGAUCUACUGAGCACUCUCAUUGACGCCAAUGACCUCAAUGGAUCAAAGGCAUCAGUAAAGUUUGUAGCAGAAAGUUGCAAAACUACAUAUUUUGCAGGACAUGAGACAAGUUCGAUUACUUUGAAGUGGGUUCUGCUGCUUCUGGCAUUGAAUCCUGAAUGGCAGGCACGCGUUCGUGCAGAGAUCACAGCCGUCUGCAGGCAACACAUACCAGACGCCAAUGCGCUUCGCCAAAUGAAACUGCUGACAAUGGUCAUUCAAGAGACGAUGCGCUUGUACUCCAUCACGCCAUUGAUACUCAGGGAAACCUUGCAAGAAGAUAUCAAGUUUGGCGAUAUCUGGUUUCCGGGAGGAGUUGAACUAAUGAUACCAGUUGCUGCAUUGCACCAUGACCCUUAUAUCUGGGGUCCAGAUGCCGGAGAGUUCAAUCCAGAGAGGUUUGCCAACGGUGCUUCAAAAGCAUGCAAGUUCCCAUAUCUUUACAUGCCAUUUGGUUUCGGUCCUCGAGUGUGCUUAGGCCUGAACUUUGCAAUGGCUGAACUAAAGGUCAUCUUGUCUCUCAUGCUUGGCAAGUUCAGUUUCACUCUCUCGCCGAAUUAUCGUCAUUCUGUUGUUUAUGGCAUAGUGUCGGAGCCUGAGUUUGGGGUAGACCUCAUCGUGAGAAAAGUAUGAUCGCCUUAUAAAGAGAACUCUUUUGUAAGAAUACACAUGCAUUUAUAUACAAAAUAAAAGAUGUAUAUAAGAGUUUUUUUUUUUUUUUUUGGCCAAGAUGAACGGCUAGGCCAUUAAGAAAGGCUGAAAGCGUGCAUAAAUUUCGACAGAGCAAGUGGGGACGGAGCCCGUACAUACAUUAUGAUAUUACUUUAUAAAAUAACAUCAACACGUUGCUGCA